AUGCUGCGAGCUUCCCGUACUAUGGCCCGACCAAAAUCACUUGAAAGAUUAGCUGAGGCCGUGGCCAGGUCGACCAGCAAAGAACCACCGAUCAAAGGAACCAAGACAGUAACCACUGACUUGGCAGCUCAACUUACACCAUCGACAAGGGAGGCUAUGGCUGCAGCUAAAGAAGCAAAAAAACUCGUGAAAAAAGUAACGUCUCCAGAGAAGCCAGUACAAGGAAUGACUGCAGAAAAUCGAGAGCCAGACAGUUCUCAACACGAUACCAUUCAAGAAAACAUGGCAGAAAAUGGCACUAUCUAG
Molecule: messenger RNA, 306 nt
Organism: Haemonchus placei
Lineage: Eukaryota; Metazoa; Nematoda; Chromadorea; Rhabditida; Trichostrongylidae
Source: the annotation of a GenBank genome assembly